Dermacentor andersoni is the source of this 2053-nucleotide messenger RNA. It is a transcript of the gene Cdc6, whose product is annotated as Cell division cycle 6. The record is from RefSeq and is a predicted model, not a curated record. Gene Ontology annotation, molecular function: DNA replication origin binding. NCBI's taxonomy places the organism in Eukaryota, Metazoa, Arthropoda, Arachnida, Ixodida, Ixodidae. Gene Ontology annotation, biological process: cell division; DNA replication initiation; mitotic DNA replication checkpoint signaling. Gene Ontology annotation, cellular component: nucleus.
GGAAAUAACAGUGUGGCGCCAAGUGGCAGCUGGCAGCAGUUGGUCAGUUCGCGCGCAAAAUGUGCGGUAUCAGCUGAGCGAUUGCAGUGUGGUUUUAUGCUUCUACUUACGGUGCUCAACUCCUUAAGAAGUGCCUCUCUUCACGUUUGUCAGAAAAGAUAGGCUUUCGUCAUCUUCCAGGAGGAAGCGUGUUUAUAGUAAGCACGACACACUUGUAAGGGAUUUCCCGUCGUUGCUGUUCUCCGUUUACGCUGUCAAGUGACGAUCGCAGUCUGCCGGCAUGCCUUCCACCCAGUCCGUUCUUCAGCUUCCCGUGCGAAAAUCUGCACGCUGUGCUGCGAAGGCUAAACAAAGCAGUAAGUCGCCUAGCAACUCUAAUAAAGCCCCUCUCGACGAGAACAGUGCGCGCCAGAUUCACCGAGUUAGCAAGAGGCUCUUCUCCGGUGAUGUAUCUACUCCUUCGUCCGAUAGUAACGGGUCACAUCAUUCCCCUACAUCGCAAUCGCCGAAGAAAGCCAAGGAGAUAUCCAGCCAUGAAAAUAUAAUUUCCCUCUGUCUGUCCACGCCCGACACGUCGUUGUACCAGAAGGCAAAGCAGAAUUUAACGUCACAGUCAAGCGUCCGCGUUGUCGGUCGUCAAAGGGAGAUGGAGGCAAUGAAAGACUUCCUGCACUCUAAUUUGCGUGCCGGCUCCUCCGGUAGUCUGUAUGUUUCUGGCGCACCCGGCACCGGCAAAACUGCUUGUCUGUCACAAAUACUCGAGUCAUCCAAGGAUCUCUUCAAAUUCCAGUAUGUGUUUGUCAACUGCAUGACACUACAAAGCAGCUCUGCUAUUUACCAGAAAAUUAUUGCUGGUCUUGGCUUGUCGCCUACAUGUAGCAAUCACCUUGAGACGAUACGUAGAAGACUCACUACCAAGGGCCAUCCUAUGAUAGUUGUGAUGGAUGAAAUUGACCAACUCGACAGCAAGAACCAAACGGUGCUGUACUCACUUUUCGAGCUUCCUCAAUUGAAGAAUUCUCGUGCCAUAAUUUUUGGAAUUGCAAAUGCCUUGGAUCUCACAGAUCGUGUCCUGCCACACCUGCAAGCCUAUGGCUGUCAACCAACAUUGCUUCAUUUUGCACCCUAUUCUAGAGAUGAAAUAGUAGCCAUACUCACAGAUCGGCUGAGUGAGUGUCAUGCAGUAAUCCAGCCUCAAGCCAUUCAGUUCUGUGCACGAAAAAUUGCUGCUUGCACAGGAGAUGUCCGGAAGGCACUGGAUAUAUGCAGGCGAGCUGUUGAAGUUGUAGAACGUUCCACCAAGACUCAGCAGGUGCUAGUUCCACGGCCUGAGCAUGGUUAUAAUCUGGGCUCUCCCAAGAAGGCACCCCUCAAGGUUGUCAACAUGGCCCACAUCUCUUCAGUAUUGGCAGAUGUGUUUGGAUCCUCAGCAAUGGGCAGCAAGGAUCUUAAUGUCACCUUGCCAUUGCAGCAGAAGCUAUUGCUAUGCACAUUGGUGGCACUGCUUAAAGUCAAGAAGUUGCGACAUGUGCCUCUUGGAAAGCUUCAAGAAGCUUACAUGCGCAUCUGCCAGAGGCACCAAUGCUCCACCGACCAGUCGGACUUCCAAUCCCUCAGCACCCUGCUAGAGUCUAGGGGCCUAAUCACUGUCAAAAGGCACAAGGAGCUCCGACUGAGUAAGGUUAGCCUCAGGGUGGACGAGAAAGAAGUCGAGUACGUCCUUCAAGACAAAGCUCUUCUAGCAGCAUGCCUCAAUGACAGUGCCAUGCUGUGAAGUUUAGUGAAGAUUGUUAUGUCACUGUCAUCAGAACUUUUGUGUGAUUGUUUCAAUUGUUUUCAACCCUGCAAGUUCUGUGUGUUGAUGUGUUUGCACAUUUGCUUUAUAUCGUAGCACAUGUUAAAAGUGGCAGCUGAAAUUAUUUUAUAUUAGUCAUCAAUCACUGUUCUCUCGAUGUCAUACACAAUAUUCUUUCUUCAAAUACUGUCAAUCAUAAUCUUAUGUGCACUCAUAUUCAUGUGUCAAUCGAAGUCAAUAAACUUUCGCCCACCUACA